Chaetomium globosum CBS 148.51 is the source of this 1062-nucleotide messenger RNA. RefSeq lists its product as uncharacterized. The transcript has a single exon. The record is from RefSeq and is a predicted model, not a curated record. NCBI's taxonomy places the organism in Eukaryota, Fungi, Ascomycota, Sordariomycetes, Sordariales, Chaetomiaceae. The coding region runs from base 1 to 1062 and encodes 353 amino acids.
AUGGAGGAUUGGAUGCAGAAGUCGAGCAGGUACGAAAGCAUCGCCAAGGAGAUGCUGACGCAGGAUUACAAUACAGCAAGUGUCACCCUCAGCCGUGAGGUGAGGGAUCCCCAAGACCUCCAAGAGUUUUACGACUGGAUAUGGGCCAAGAGUUUGACAAGACGCCUGGAAGUAUUGACAGCUGAGGAGUUCGUUCGACAGGUCGAUUCGAUGAGCUUUCACAGCAUCAAAGCUCGCGAGAAGCUGAGCGAUCCAAUGGAUACUAUCGUAAUCCCGAUCGGAUUCGACGGUCCCUUUAUUUACCGUCUUGUCACAUUUGUUUCGCAUCUCAUGUCCCAUCUAUGGGGGGAUGUUACGGCCGAGCAGGCUCGUCUUUCAGAAUCACUGAUGGGGCCAGGUUUUCUCGGAGUGAACUUGACCGUCAACCCACGCGAAUCUUCAUAUGACGAACCAGGCAAUCUGUCCGAGACAUCGACACGAUCGGUCGAGAGCGCCGACGCCAGCGCCGAUGAGCCUGGCUUUCCGUUCAUCCAGCUCGGGGACCUCGAAUACGGCGAGCGCGAAAAUGGCCGGCAGGGUCCCUGGGAGGACGGUGACGAGAAACAAUUAUCCAAAUUAUGGGCGGAAAAUUCGUACGGUUGGCGUGAGACCGGUUACGGGCUAGUGGCGAGGCUGAACCCGUCUGGGUAUGCCGAUGGCAUCUACAUUAUGAUGUAUGAUAUAGAUGGGAAGAUCCUCUUGAAGUACGCCAACUACCCCGACGACUACGACGACUGGGACAAGGAGGUGACGGUCAUCACGCACAGCUCCCGGUGUCUCCCAAUCACUUCACACCACGGUCACGGGGGGCGGGGGCGGUUCUGGUUUGCAAAGCUUGCGCCGAACCUCUCGAGCUGCGGAAAAGACUACCAGAUAGUCUUGACAGAGAAAACCGAGCACCCAGUCGAGCUGGUCCGGGCGAAGCGUUCAGAAGACGGUCGGAUUGUGCGGAACACAAGUGACAAAAAGAUCUGGCCGUCCGCUACGAGAGAGGAGAGCAGCACGGAGGAGAGCAGCACAUAG